Messenger RNA from Tremella mesenterica DSM 1558, 501 nucleotides. RefSeq lists its product as uncharacterized. The transcript has a single exon. The record is from RefSeq and is a predicted model, not a curated record. Lineage: Eukaryota; Fungi; Basidiomycota; Tremellomycetes; Tremellales; Tremellaceae. The coding region runs from base 1 to 501 and encodes 166 amino acids.
AUGUCAAACUCGUCUGUGGAAUCCUUAAAUCAUUCUUUAGACGGCUCCGGAUCGGAGAGUGAUACCAACAGUAUCAAUACUAUAAACACAAGUGUUGACGGGAAUAUUGGAGAUGUUGAAGAACAAACAUUCCUCACAUUGGGUGAUACUACUUUGAUAGAAACGGCCCCUCUACCAAUGCUGGAGAGGAAGCAGGCGGAGCUAAACUUGGAAGAUUGCUAUAAAAAUGGGGGAUCUUCUCGGUUUUGGGAGGACAAUAAUUGUCCUCAGAACGACGAUAGCUCCACCAGGAACGAAAUAACGCCAAGUUGUACCGUAGGACCUAAUGGAUAUGAAAGAUUUCAAACGGAUGAUGGGCAAUGGCUUGAGGUUAGGGGAUGGGGAGAUGGAUCCGUUGGAAGUUUCGUGAGAGAAGAUGAAGGGAAAUUCGGAAGUGUGAAAGGCACUGCACAGAAAGAAGGGAGAGAUGGGGAUGGAUCGUCGAGAGAUUCAGGCUGUUGA